Lepisosteus oculatus (spotted gar) is the source of this 5326-nucleotide messenger RNA. It is a transcript of the gene mtmr8, whose product is annotated as myotubularin related protein 8. Gene Ontology annotation, molecular function: phosphatidylinositol-3,5-bisphosphate phosphatase activity; phosphatidylinositol-3-phosphate phosphatase activity. The record is from RefSeq and is a predicted model, not a curated record. NCBI's taxonomy places the organism in Eukaryota, Metazoa, Chordata, Actinopteri, Semionotiformes, Lepisosteidae. Gene Ontology annotation, biological process: phosphatidylinositol dephosphorylation. Gene Ontology annotation, cellular component: cytoplasm; nuclear envelope; membrane.
CUGGGGUUGUACACACGUAAUAUAGCGAAGUGAUGAAGAAUGAGUUCCUGGGGAAAUAUCUAUUGAGAAAUUAAAUUCCACACAGCAAAAAGAAUAAAUAAGAGCCCUCAGCCCUCCCCGGUUUAGCGAUCUGGGAAAAUAUCACUGCGUUAUCAUGGAACACAUUACGACACCAAAGGUGGAAUAUGUAAAGCUACUAGACAGAUACACAAAUAAGAAACCAGCCACUGGGACACUGUACCUGACUGCAACCCACCUCAUCUAUGUAGAGACCUCUUCAGAUGUCCGUAAAGAAACAUGGAUAUUACAUCACCAUAUAGCCACCGUGGAGAAGCUUCCCCUAACUACAACAGGAUGCCCACUUCUCAUUCACUGUAAAAAUUUCUGUGUUCUGCACUUUGUCUUUCCCCGGGAACGAGACUGCCAGGAGGUGUCAAUGUCUCUAAUACGACUGUCACAACCAGCAAAGCCAGAAGAGCUCUAUGCUUUCUUGUAUAACCCAAAGCAGAAUGAAAAGGACAGAGAAAUUGGCUGGGCCACUGUUGACUUAAAAGCAGAGUUCAAGAGAAUGGGAGUACCCAAUGAAUAUUGGGAGAUAACUGACCUCAACAAGAACUAUGGGAUUUGCAGUACCUAUCCAACGGAAUUGGCUGUUCCUAAAACAGCAGGCAAGCUUACAGUUGUGGGGAGUUCAAAGUUCAGGAGCAGAGGAAGGUUUCCUGUGCUCUCCUACAUUUACGACAACAGUGCUGCUAUCUGCAGGUGUAGCCAGCCUCUAUCAGGGUUCAGUGCCCGCUGUGUAGAAGAUGAGCAGAUGCUACAGGCCAUCAGCAAGGCUAAUCCCAAAUGCUCCUUCAUGUAUGUUGUGGACACAAGGCCAAAGUUAAAUGCAAUGGCUAAUAGAGCAGCUGGAAAGGGAUAUGAAAAUGAGGAUAAUUACUCCAACAUUCGAUUCCAGUUUGUUGGCAUUGAGAACAUACAUGUAAUGAGGAACAGUCUUCAGAAGCUUCUAGAAGUAUGUGAAAUGAAAACUCCAACAAUGAGUGACUACUUGACAGGCCUGGAAAAUUCUGGAUGGCUACGUCAUAUUAAAGCUGUAAUGGAUGCUGGAGUUUUCUUGGCAAAGGCCAUGACAGAGGAAAAGGCGAGCGUGCUGGUGCACUGCUCUGAUGGGUGGGACCGUACAGCCCAGGUGUGCUCCCUGGCUGGCAUUUUACUGGAUCCCUACUACAGGACCAUUAAGGGCCUAAUGGUUUUAAUAGAAAAGGAAUGGAUAUCUAUGGGCCAUAAAUUUUCACAGAGGUGUGCACAUUUAGAAGGUGAUCCCAAAGAAGUGUCUCCAGUCUUUACUCAAUUUAUAGAGUGCCUCUGGCAACUGAUGGAGCAGUUCCCCUGUGCUUUUGAGUUCAACGAGAGAUACCUGAUUGAAAUCCAUGAUCACGUGUACUCCUGCCAGUUCGGGAACUUCAUUGGCAACUGCCAGAAAGAAAGAGAAGAUCUGAAGCUUCAGGAAAGAACCUAUUCUGUGUGGCCCUUUCUUUUGGAGAAAACGGAACAAUACCUUAACCCAAUUUAUAAAGGCCCUUCAGCAUUUGGUGUGCUCAGACCAAACACACUGCCUUUCAACUUCAAGUUUUGGUGUGCCAUGUAUAACCGGUUUGAUAAGGGGAUGCAUCCGAAGCAGUCAGUUUUGGAUUACUUACUUUCACUCACUCACCAAAAAACAGAUGGUGAAAAGAGCCUAAAUGAGCUUGAAAAUAAGCUAGCAUCUGUUCCUGGAGUCAUGCCAGAUGAAGCCAGUGUUUGUUCUAACAGUGUCUCAGUUGGUCAGCCUUUCUCCCCAGCCAAUCUCAGUGUCUCCAAGAACUGUGCAGGGGUACAGAGAGCUUCACUGACCAAUGGUACGGCUGAGGAACAGGAGGCAGUUUCUUCUGAAGACGACCCAGCUCCUGAACCUCACCCGUUAGUCACCAACAGUGAAACUGAACUUCCUGAAAACUCAGCUGAUAAGCCGACAGAAUAUUCCUGUAGAAUUUCAAAUGAUGCCGUAGAGGAAUAGUUUUAGUAGAGUGCUUUGGAAAAAUGAUAAACCCUGUUUUUGAGCAGGCCCAGGUUAAGAAUUGAAUUGCUUCCUGAGAGGGAAAAUUUUAUUCAAUUUGAGCUGACUGACUUCAGAGGAUCCCAUCAAAACAAGUGAUGUUGGUUGCUGCAGUUAACUAGUUUCAACUUUCAAACAUUUAAAAAUAUUUACAUUUUGUAUAGUUUGGGAAAUAAUAAAUGACGAUAACCUGUCGUAUAACAUUUUCAUGAAUCAACUAUGUAUGAGCCAGCAUUCCCUUUCAGGUGAUUCUGGAAUAUUCCGGACAUUGUUUAUUUCUCUUCUGAAGGUAUCAAAGGUUAUUGGUUGACUUACAUUAAUGUUCUGGAAUGAAUUACCAUUUUUCAGAUACAUUUGUCAGCCAACAAUUUCCUCUAGCUGAGAAAUAUUGCAGUUGCUGUAUGGAGAGAUUUGAAAUCGUUAUAAUAACAGUUUAUCAGAGGAACAGCAGGAGAUAGCACUGAAGCAAUGGGCUCCUGUAAGAAAAAAUAAGUUGUAUUAAAGAUAUUUUUGUUUCAGUGUAGAAUAAUAUAGUUUCCAUCAUAGUUGUAUUGUAAUGAUAACCAUUGGAAAGACAAUUCUGGUAGCACAGAUAAUAUCUUUUUAAAUAAAGGGAAUACAUUCCAAAUAUUAGGACCAAAAAUGAAUGGAUGUUUAUGAUUGUAUGAAAUCUCAAAAUCAUAAUGCCAGUACUCAUACAUACAGGAGUAAAAAGCUUGAGUGGACUAUUUUAACAUUUUUCUGCAUGUCUUUAUUAAACAAGCAGUCUUGUUUAAUGAUUCCAUGAAUGGGUUUGUUUUCACUUUUAAUUUUUCUCAUUAUAAGCAAGUGGCUUGAUUACUGCAACAGAAUUAGCAGUGCUAUGCAAAAUCUUUAGUCUCUUUGCUGAUGCAUUUGGAGUUGGAAUGUCUGCCUUUAAGGGCAUUUUAGUUUCCGUGGGAGACAUUGUUCUUGCAAUUUCAUCUUUGCAGAGCAAAAGUAGCAUUCCAUGACCGCAAAAUAUUAUGCAAUAUCACCUUUACAUAUGUCUAUAAAUUAGGUAUGCUUGUAUUCUAGUUUGCACACAUAUUGUUUGGGUACUACCAGAGUGUUACGGUCGUUCAUUUUUGUCUCUGGUUUAACUAGUGAAGACUAAUCUUAACAUAACACUGUGUUUCUUUUAUUGAGUUAUGUGUAGUCAUUCAGAGUAAAAAUAAAGUGGGAUCUUCCUCCUUAGUGUGAGAGCAUUCCAAAUGGAUGGAUAUACUGCUACAUCCUCAGAUGUACUGUCUCGGACAUCAAAGGCAUAAGGAAUGAACUUAUCCUCAACACGGGUGUUUAUUGGUACAUACUGUUAGGUGCCAGUAGGUGUUGCAGAAAUGUUGAUCAAGCAGGACUGAUUCUGGCACUUCCUGAAUGAUUAUGUAUUUUGACAUUUAUUUUUUAUUAUUAAUCUACUCCAUUUGAAGUUCUUAAACAUAAUUGAAAUAUUCUAAUCACUGUACAAAACCUAGUUGUAAAAUAGUUGUUCAUUUUUGUGUUUUUUUUUACUAUUUGCACUUUCAUGAAUUAAAAUUUCUUUAUAAAUAACAGUAAAUUAGUCUGCUACUCUAAAUUAUUUUAAAAAUGAGCCUAUAAGACUAAGGUCAAAGCCUUUUCUUGUUAUUGUUGAUUUGCUUUUUAACACAUCAUUCAAUUUGUCCCUUUAUUUUACAUGGUUUUUAGUCAUUUCACAUGUAUUGGAUAUUUUUAAAUGGAAGCCAAUAAAGUUUAGAAUUUAUAUGGAUCUUUACUGUCUCGAUGUAGGCUAUAAAAGCAGGAGACAUUUGUGAAUUCUUAAAUAUUGUAGACCAGUAAUCUGGCUUCAUGUUUGUUUUUUUUUUCAGCUAUUCUUUUGUAUCAUUGCAGGGCUCUGCCUUUAACCUUUACCCUAAUAUUACUUUUUAAAAAUCAUACUUUUAGUAUAGUUUUUCUUUUCAUCAUGUGUCAUUAUUGAUUUUUAAAAAUCCAGUUCUCAGAGUCCUAGAGGAAUACUAGCUUUCAGAACUUUAAGACUCAUCUUCAUCGGGAAAACAAAAUGCAAAACACAGUAUUACAUUUCAGAGAGUGACAGAUAUGUAAAAAAGCCUCACUUUGCCUAGGCAAUGAUAUAUAUUGAGUUGAAAAUAUGACAUUUCAACAUUUCUGUUGCUGACAAGUUUUGUAAAUCAAUUUAUUUUUCUGUAUACACGUAUUUUUGCUUACCACCAUAUGUCUUAAAUUUGAGUGCCCUGACUAUACGAUUUUAAUGUGUGUUUAAUACCUAUUGAUUCUAAUGUUAGACAUUAUAAUGACAUUAUAACCUGCAGUUUUUUUUUUCAAGCAGCAUUGAUUCUUUGUUAACAUUUCUAAAGCACAUUUCUGGGUUUAGUUGUGUCCGUGAAGGUGGUAUUUUGAAUUGGUUACAGUUUUUUUGUCUUCCAUAUUUAAAGCAAUUCCUAAUUUUUACUUUGUGUUGAAAAAUAAGGGCUUGACAAAGUGAUUGUUUUAGGUCAUCUUAUUUUUUAUCUGACAGUAUUAGAUUGAGCUUGGAAGGACUCCAUGGAGUUCUUCCAAUAAAAGGAGGUGUUUGAGAUUAAAAAAGAUCAAACAGUCUGAUAGCAUUUAGAAACCUGGAGGAGCUCUGUGAAACCAUGUAAAUGAUAUUAUUUUGGGUAAAGAGGAUGAAAGAAAACAACUAUUACAAAUUCAUGUUAACAACAGGCAAACUUAGUGUUUCUCCAUAUUAACCUUGUGUGUUUGUACUGCUAUGAAUGUUGUCUAUAUAGACAGAAUAGGUAUGGAUAGUGUCAAAAAUGAUCUUUUUAACUGUUUUGGUAUACUGCACUCUCUGAGAACAUUGCAUCCCAUUCUGAUACUACUGUUGUGAUGGAUUCUGUUGCCAUUUUGUGAAAGAAUUCUAGUUUUAAAACUGCUAUGUGAUGUUCUAUAGACAGUAUAACACAUACUGGUGUCUUUCUUUGAGCUCCUAUCAAAGGGAACAAUUGCCCACUCACUAUGUAAAUUUAAACUUCAUAGUAUUUUUUUCAUUUUUUUUUUACGUUUCACAGUUGUAAUGUUAAGGAUUACAUUUCCUAUAUAUGCACUGUCGCCACACUUUUGUACUGUAUUUGAUAAAUAGUCUGUUUGAUUUAAAAAAAACAUCUGUUUUGUUUUAAUUAUUUAAAGAGGUGUAUUUGUAAAGCAGUGCCAUUUUUUCAAAGUAUAAAU